UUGUAGUUAAUUUCAGGAGGACCAUAAUUAACGUUUUAUAGCCGACUACUGAAAACGGGUGGAUUUUUACUGACCUCAAUCUCAAGAUGUCUAUACUGCCAUUCACCCCUCCGAUUGUGAAGAGGCUUUUAGGCUGGAAAAAGGGUGAACAGAUACAUGGACAGGAGGAGAAAUGGUGUGAAAAGGCAGUGAAAAGUCUUGUAAAGAAAUUGAAGAAGACAGGACAGCUGGACGAGUUGGAGAAGGCCAUCACGACCCAGAAUAUCAACACCAAAUGCAUUACCAUACCAAGGUCUCUAGAUGGUCGUCUCCAGGUGUCCCAUCGCAAAGGCCUUCCCCAUGUCAUUUACUCUCGUCUGUGGCGUUGGCCAGACCUGCAGUCGCCCCACGAGCUCCGGGCCAUAGAGCUGUGUGAGUACGCCUUCCAUACCAAGAAGGACGAGGUGUGUGUCAACCCUUACCACUACCAACGCGUCGAGACACCAAUCCUCCCUCCUGUCCUGGUUCCUAGACAUUCAGAAAUCCCUACAGAGUGUCCUAUUGUAGACGACUACAGCCAUUCUAUCCCCGAGAACACGAUCUUCCCUGCCGGCAUCGAGCCACAGAGCAACUACAUCCCUG
Molecule: messenger RNA, 621 nt
Organism: Salvelinus sp. IW2-2015
Lineage: Eukaryota; Metazoa; Chordata; Actinopteri; Salmoniformes; Salmonidae
Product: mothers against decapentaplegic homolog 3-like
Biological process (GO): activin receptor signaling pathway; transforming growth factor beta receptor signaling pathway; positive regulation of transcription by RNA polymerase II
Cellular component (GO): heteromeric SMAD protein complex
Molecular function (GO): RNA polymerase II cis-regulatory region sequence-specific DNA binding; I-SMAD binding; DNA-binding transcription factor activity, RNA polymerase II-specific
Source: RefSeq, a predicted model, not a curated record